UAUGGUUCUGUCAUAAACAGAAAAAAAAUGUGUUUGAUUAAAUAACUAUCUUGAAUAUUAUGAAAGAUCAAAGUGUUACAUUGAUUUUAGCAGCACAACUUUUCAAUACACAUUUCACAUCACUUUCAUGUAUCAGGCCGUUGACAUCUCAAGAGCUUGUGAUUGCAGACAAUUUCAAAACACAAUGCAACAUGUAGGCAGAGAACCAACAACAAUGCAUGUGUAUAUAUUGUUUUAUUGCAUUAUUACAUAACUAAAAUUUCUAAAUUAGACCCAGGGCAUUGGAUGGUUUCUGAAUAUCUACAUACCUUCCAUUGCAGCAGUUGUUGCCAUGCACAUCGAGUAAAUCUCAUUAUUAACUUUUGUCAAGUACUAAUUAACCUUCGUGUUCAUUUCAAGUUAACGUUUCAAGUCAACCAUUCAUUUCAUUUGAAGUCAACCAUUUCAGUGGGAAAUCCAACAUGGAAGGAAAUAUCUUUAACAUGUUUUCACUUUACAUGCCUGGUCUGUUUAGCUGGGAGCAAAACAUAAAGAUUACUCAGUGAAUAUACCCCGGUUAUAAAAGGAAGAGUGGAAGGAAGAGCCAUGUGUUUCUCUGAGAAUGUAGGCUGUGACUUCUAGAAAGCAAAGUGUAGGAGGAGAGGUACUUUCUUUCCCCUGUCAAUCCCAGAGACACCAGUCGGACAUCUUUGAGCUCAAGUAUAUAUACAAGGGAAGACAGCACUUUGUUCCAAGUGUGUUAACCUGGCCUGUGACUUUGAACUAAUAUCAAUUUAAAAAAAUUCUCAGAGGAAAAACAUUUUAGCCUUCACACUCCAAAUCAUGUUUUGACUUGAUUUACACUCCAAGGUAAGAUUUAACUGUUCUAUUGACUUCCAAGGAAAGGAGCACGAUCUAUAGGAGAUCUCCGUAUGAUUGUUUUACCACUUGAUACGGUGUUUUGUUCUGCGUGGCUCAUGUUACAAAUCUACGAGUCCUGGAGGAAAUACAAAGAAAGGUAAGUUUAUGUUUGUUGUUAAUAAAUAUUCUUUGCAACAAAUGCCAAGUUUUAGUGCAGGGUCUGUCAAUCAGUGAGCAGGAUAAAAGGUACGAAAUCCAUAAUCAGGAAAAUGGCAAAUGGCUUAAACACAUAAUAUUUCUAGCUAUUAUUAUUAUUAUUAUUAUUAUUAUUAUUAUUAUUAUUAUUAUUAUUAUUAUUAUUAUUAUUUAAAAGGUAACAUAAACUUAUGUUCAUCCUUAUUUACCUGUAUGAUCUAUCUGUGUAGAUCGCUCAGGAGAUGGAGGUGAUGAACCCUAAUCCUUUAUAACCUGAGCUCCCAGAAAUAUUCUUGCUCAUGUUUCGUAAGAAAAUAUCGUAUCUUAGAAGAGCUACAUUCAGGAAACAGAUUUAUGGAAUUCAGAACUAAAAAAAAAAUAAAAAUUAAAAAACGAAACAACGCAGACUUAAUGUGUUUAUAUGGGUAACUGUUUAAUUGUUUGUUUUAAUGGGAAUUGGGUUGGGGUUGUUUUUGAUGGUUAGUUUGUUGGUUGUUUUUUUUUAACUCAUACCAUUAUUUUACUGCUGUUUGAAUUCUUUGAUAUCACAUUAAUUUUAACCAAAUAAUAUCAUUUCUGGACAUAUUUGUACUUCUUAUAAAACCUUUAUAUCCUCACAUUAUUUACAUGGUUCUAAGAGGUUUUAUUCUCUUGUUGGUAAAAUUGUGUGUUGAAUUUAUUAUUGUUGUUUACUUGAGUUAUUGGAAGAGAAAUACAGCGGAUGUUAAUACAGAUUGCCAUUCUACAGUAAUGUUUAUGUCCAAAAUAAAGCAAGUACUGACCAGUAUAUUUCUCGUCUCAUCUUUUAUUUGUUUUGUUUUUUUUUGAGUUUUUUUUUGUUUUUAAACUAUUUUUUUCCCAGUAAACAAUAAAUCUAGUCCUACAGCAUACUGUACCUGCUAAUGCUGCUGCUACUUCCUUGAUUGGCUGUGAAAUGCAUUUUACUCUUAAUGAAAGUACCUUUGCUUCCUGAAUAAAUAACAUAUAUAUAUAAAAUAUAGAUUAAAAUAUAAAAUCUGCAUGCAAUUGAAUAAAAAUGCCUUUCAGUGUGUAAUCUAAUGUUAUUUAUUCAUUUGAAUUAUACUGUGUCAGUGAAGUAACAGUUUUUUUUUUAUAUGGGUCUGAUCAUUUUACUUGUAGAACAAGUUGAGCCUCAUUGCAUAAGUUUAGAAAAAGACAAAGGACUUUUAAAUAGAAUUGUACAUGAGUUAAAGUAAGUGGUGUAAAAUACGUUGAGCUAGAUGUAUUUGACAGCAUUUAUCGUGUACGUUUUUGCUGUUGGACUUGGAGGUCUCCAUGUCCACGGUCCCUCGGGUCCGGUUGUGGCCCAGCUGGGAGGUUCGGUUCUCCUGCCAUGCUUUGUUGAAAGCCCACUGCCUCUGGAAGGUCUGCAGGUGGAAUGGAGAAAGAAGGAUUCCGAUUCUCUAGUCGGUCUCUUCCAACAAGGAAAAAGUCACCCAGAUCUCCAGAGUCAGGGGUUUAGAGGCAGAGUGGACUUUUUUCCACAUGAGAUCACAAAAGGAAACUUCUCCAUCUUACUUAAAAAUGUGGUUGAAGAAGACGCUGGAGGUUACAGAUGUAAAGUAAAUACAGCCCAAGACUCCAGUGAGGUCAUAAUGGAAGUUAGUAAUAUCAGGGGUCUUGUGGUGACUGAGGCAGACCAAAUCAUCUUUGCCUCUAAGGGUGAGGAUGUCGUACUGAACUGUUCUGUAGAUUCACGUGUACCAGCCAGCGAGAUCGAAGAAGUGACCUGGAAGAAGACAGACAGAGACCCAGAGAUCCUCGUCCUAUUAUAUCAAGACAGUGAGAUUUUCCCAGACUCCUCACAUGAGAGUUAUCAGGGGAGAGUUGAUUUCUUUUCUUCUGAAAUCCCGAAAGGAAACUUCUCUUUAAAACUGAUGGAUGUAAAGAUGGAAGAUAAAGGAGAAUUCACAUGUGAGGUCCACACCAGGAACAUGUCAGGACGAACCACUGUGGUUCUUCAAGGUGUAGGUUUUGCUGCACUCCAUAUAACAAUAUUGGUGUUGUGCUCUGUUGCACUGUUAGUUGCAGUGGGAUUUUGUGGACCUGUUUGUAUCCUGCUAAGAAAGAAAGUUGCUAGCAAAGAGGGCAUGAAAAGGCACAUUUUUCUGAUCCUCUGUCCAAACAUCUGCAUGUUUUUGAGUUUCUGCUUGUGGUCAUCAGAAGGGUUUCUUGCUGAGAUCAUGACUUGUUCAACUGUCAGUAUCAUGAGGCCUGUCAUAUUGUUAAAAACUACUUCUUAUCUCUGCACAUUACCACAGUGCUUACAAAAAACAGUGAAGGCUUUGGCUGUUCCACUUUACCAUUCAGCUAUUUCAGUGACUGGAUUUUCAAUUGUAAUUGAAACUUUUAUCGGACAUCCUGUAACAAUAAUAAUGGCAAUUGUAGGAGUGGUGGCUGUCAUCAGUUCAGCAAUAUUAGCUAUCUACAGUUUCCAAAUAUAUCUGACUGUGUGCCUAGAAAUAUUGAAUAUUGCAAUGCUUGGAUUUGUUCUCAGCAACACUUGGUCAGACUUUAAUUACAACUUUGAGAUCAUUUCUGUUAUAACACCUCCAAUCAUGGGGAUGAUGGUGGCCCUUGUUCUACAAAGGCACUUUUUUCAAGGGAAACCUUUUGGACGUGUACAUCUUGCUCUAUCAUCUGUUAUUGUGAUGAUUUCUAGCAUCGGUAUAAUAUGCUUGUACAUUCUUCUUGCUAUUUUGAUACAUGAUUAUGCCAGGGGAUGGAUGCUUUUGUUAGAGGGUAUAAUGUAUAUAGUUAUAUGGUUAGGAGUAAUUUAUCUAUUGCGUCGUCAACGAGGACGGAAUCAAGGAUUCAGCUCUCAAUGGAGAAAAAUAGGAUAUUUAUGCUGCACUGUCAUCGUCCCAUUUUUAAUCGUUGCUGUUGGUGCAAUCAUCUUCCAUUAUCUAAAACUUCUCCUGGAUAGAAAAGAUCUUAAUGGAUAUUUGGCUCUGAUCCCAUUGAUCCAUGUUCUGACAGCAACUUGUUUGUUCAAACAUCCUAAAUAUUUACCUGAUUUCCUUCACAUGAUGAUCUACAUGUUCGGAGCUGUAGUUCUCAGUACUGUCAGUGCCAUCGCUCUCGCCACAGAACUGAUCCUGAAAGCAGGGAAAGGAGCACGAUCUAUAGGAGAUCUCCGUGUGAUUGUUUUACCACUUGAAACUGUGUUUUGUUCUGCGUGGCUCAUGUUACAAAUCUACGAUUCCUGGAUGAAAUACAAAGAAAGUCAUUUUAAAGAAGAAAGCAGAGCAGAACCUGAGAUCGUUCAGGCGAUGGAGGAGAUGAACCCUAAUCCUGAAUGACCUGAGCUCCCAGAAAUAUUUUUGCUCAUAUUUUUUAAGAAAACAUUGUAUCUUAGAAGAGCUACAUUCAGUAAACAGAUUUAUGGAAUUCAGAACUAAAAAACAAAACAAAGCAGACUUAAUGUGUCUAUAUGGGUAACUGUUUGGUUGUUUGUUUUAAUGUGAAUUGGGUUGGGGUUGUUUUUGUUGGUUGUUUUUUUUAACUCUUGGUAUUAUUUUACUUCUGUUUGAAUUCUUUGAUAUCACAUUCAUUUUAACCAAAUAAUAUCAUUAUAUUACUGACUAUUAUAUUUCUGGUCUCAUCUUAAAUUUGAAUUUUUUUGUAAGGCUUUUUAAAGCUUUUACCAUAUUCAUGAUUCAUGCAUAACAUUUCAUUCACUUUACAUGUUACAGUAAAACAUUAAAUUAGGUUUUGAAUAAUCCAGAACUUUGAACUAGUUCAUUCUUAGAUGUGGGAGUGUUUACAAAAAUGUAGCCUUAUCUACUUUGAAUGAUUAUUCAUUUAAUUUAAAGUCAACCAAAAGAAAUCAUGAGACAUUUCUAUAUGUUUUUAUAUGUAAAUGGUUUGGUGUUAAUCCAGGUCUCCAUGUCCAUGGACCCUCGGGUCCGGUUGAGGCCUAGCUGGGAGGCUCGAGAGAGAAAGAAAUAGAGACAGAGAAAGAGGGAUGGAGGAGGGAGAGAGAAAGAGAGACAGAGAAGGGGGAGAGAGAGAGAUACACAGAUCCCCCAAGCGAACUGAACUGGGACUCGUUUGGUAAGAAACAUGCCAUUGCAUGUUUGUACUGUAGGCAUCACACGUUUUUUAAUCCCUGCACACCUUCAGCUUAUCCAUUCUACAGCAGUGACAUUUAUACACGCGUCCGAAUCUCUCUUUGCGUGGGCCGAAAAUAAACCUCUUUAGCAUCAGAAAACCUAAUGAGAAAAGAGCUCAAGUCUGUUCAUUUCUCUCUCCGAUGAUACUUGUACUGUAGAGUUAACACUUCCUUUUUAUCAUUCAGGGAUCACUAGGAGUAUUUGUAGAUUUUAUUAGAGGAAAUCUGAAAAUAGACAUUUCACAAGUUCAACACGUGUUGAUUUCUUCCUCAGGGAAUGAUAUGGGAAGAGAGAAAUUAUGGAAUUUAAAAAAAGCAUUACAGCAUUAUAUCAUGUGAGUCGUUUUAAGUCAUAGCAGGUGUAAACUCUAUUAGGGAGAAGAGCAAAUUCACAACGAGCUUCUGAAAACAAGGGGUGUGUAAAUAUAGUAUGGAUUCUGUGUGUGUUUGAGUCUCUAUGUAUCAUUUAUAGUAUAGAGUCUAUGAGGCAGUAAUGAGGAUUAGUAUAUUCUGGUGAUGAAGAUCUCUCCUGGUGUGGGGAUUGGAAUUGCCAGGUCAUCUCCUCAAAGGGAAAGUUGGACUCCAGAAAUGGAUAUAUUCACAUGAGAUCUACAACUUCUUAUAUCAGACUUUAUAACAAUAUCAUGUGGUGCCUGGAUCUCAGCUAUUCUGUCAGGACAACGACGAUUCCCAUUUCACACUGCCGGCAGGUAAGACCGUUCUGCACCCACCACUGCUGCUGCUGCCCAUGGGAUAGUGCUGAGGAGGAGGUCUUUAAAUAAAUGAUUUCCUCAUGGGAGACCAGCAUCUGUUCAUGCACGGAGUUUACAAUUAACGUGCGAGAAGAAGGUGGAAGACGUGGCAGCAGAUUGCAGUUCGGAGUUCACUCAGCAAAGUUACAGCUUUAGUUCAAAUAUUGGCACAGUCUAAUUUUAGGUUUUGUACUGCCAUGGGUUUAACAAAAGCACAGAAAGGCAACAAUAUAAAAUCACACUCCGAAACACUGAGGUUGGUUCAAACAUACAGUAGGUAAAUAAAUCACUUCCACUUAUCAAGUUAAAUAAUCCACGCCCACUUACCAGUUAAUAAACCACUCCCACUUAUUAAGGUUAAUAAACCACGCCCAAUUAUCAAGUUUAAUAAACCACUCCCAACAACUGCCUGUAUCUCUGCCAAUGUGUCUCACUGUCCGUGUGUCUCACUGUCUGUGUGUCUGAUGUCAGUGUCUCUCUCUGCCCAUGUGUUUCACUGUAAGUGUGUCUCACUGUCUGCCUUUUUUUUCUUACAUGACUGCAUGAGUCUGUAGGACACAAUUCUAGUUUCUGUUUUUUUACCAGCAGGUGGCAUUAGUUGCCUUCCAGGCAUGUUUGUAGGAAACAAAGUUUGUAGAUUGAAAGUCCUUCCUGAAUGCAAGGCUAUAAAGUGUCACGCAUUGAGAGUGACAGUCACGCAUUUCUGUCUUUUGUCACGCUCUUCCACCACACAUUGUAUUUCUCACACAGACAUACAUACUAUUUACUGCAAAGCUGUCUCUAUGGAACCAGGCAGGAAUCAAGUGCGUCUCCGCUGGAGCUCUUAGUUGAGCUGCCACUUAUCAGCAAAUCAAAAAAAAAAAAGAAGCUACACAAUAGCCAAUCAGAAAAUAGUACUAUUGUAUCAGAUUUAACGCAACAACCAAUGAUAAAAAGCCGAUC
Molecule: messenger RNA, 6864 nt
Organism: Tachysurus fulvidraco (yellow catfish)
Lineage: Eukaryota; Metazoa; Chordata; Actinopteri; Siluriformes; Bagridae
Exons: 20
Coding region: 2277-4358 (693 amino acids)
Biological process (GO): positive regulation of T cell proliferation; negative regulation of T cell proliferation; immune response
Cellular component (GO): external side of plasma membrane
Source: RefSeq, a predicted model, not a curated record